CUUCCUUCCCAUUUCGAUCCCUCCAAACCGAACUCAAUCAACCACCACUUGCAAAUACAUUCUCCCUCCCUCCCUCUCUCUCUCGCUCGCUAAUCUCUCCCUGCAACUCCUCUCUCUCUCUCCCAUGGUGGUUUCUCUCUUCCAAUCAUGCCCUCUCAGCCCAACUUCCUCUUCAGGUGGCUUGGACUGUUUUCUCGUAAAUUCCGCCGGGAAACGACCGCAACCGAUUCGAACACCGGCGGAGAAGUCGGCGGAGGAGGAGAUUCGGGCGGUGGAGAUGAGACACCAGUGCUGAAUUCCGUCGAGUGCUACGCAUGCACACAGGCCGGAGUCCCGGCGUUCCACUCGACUAGCUGCGAUCAAGCUCACGCUCCUGAGUGGCGAGCCUCCGCUGGAUCCUCGCUUGUCCCGAUUCAACCAGGUUCCGAGGCGGAACCGGUCCGAAUCCGUUACAGGCGUCCCUCAGGCCCGUUCGGCGAGGUCCUCGACCCGAGGACGAAGCGCGCGCAGAGAUGGAAUCGCACUCUCCUGUUGGCGCGUGGAACGGCGUUGGCGGUGGACCCGCUCUUCUUCUACGCACUUUCCGUCGGCCGAACUACCGGCCCGGCGUGUCUGUACAUGGACGGCGCGUUCGCGGCGGUGGUGACGGUGCUUCGCACAUGCGUAGACGCGUUACACCUCUGGCACGUGUGGCUCCAGUUCAGGAUGGCUUACAUCUCGAGGGAGUCACUCGUCGUCGGCUGCGGUAAGCUCGUGUGGGACCCACGCGCCGUCGCUUCCCACUACGCUCGCUCUCUCCGUGGCUUCUGGUUCGACCUCCUCGUCAUCCUCCCCGUCCCUCAGGCGGUGUUCUGGCUAAUACUGCCGAAACUGAUAAGAGAGGAGAAGAUUAAGUUGAUAAUGACGAUCCUUCUGCUGAUAUUCUUGUUCCAGUUCCUUCCCAAGGUUUACCACUGCAUCUGCAUGAUGAGAAGAAUGCAGAAAGCUACUGGUUAUAUCUUCGGGACCAUUUGGUGGGGUUUCGCCCUCAAUCUUAUCGCCUACUUCAUCGCUUCUCAUGUGGCUGGGGGAUGCUGGUAUGUUCUUGCAAUACAGCGUGUCGCUUCUUGCAUAAGGCAACAGUGCAUGAGGAAGGGAGGGAACUGCAAUCUGAGUUUAUCUUGCAAAGAAGAGGUGUGUUACCAAUUCAUAUCACCGACGGGCAGCACGGUCGGAUAUCCAUGCUUAUCCGGAAACCUAACCAAUGUGGUUAGGAAGCCAUUGUGCUUAGACGCUAAUGGACCGUUCCGAUAUGGUAUCUACAAGUGGGCACUUCCUGUCAUCUCCAGCAACUCUCUUGCCGUCAAGAUCCUUUACCCCAUUUUCUGGGGCCUAAUGACUCUCAGUACUUUUGGGAACGAUCUUGAACCCACGAGCAACUGGCUCGAGGUUAUAUUUAGCAUAAUUACUGUGCUCAGUGGUUUACUGCUCUUCACGCUAUUGAUCGGAAAUAUUCAGGUGUUUCUGCAUGCGGUGAUGGCUAAGAAGCGGAAGAUGCAGUUAAGGUGCCGGGAUAUGGAAUGGUGGAUGAGGCGGAGGCAGUUGCCUUCCCGGUUAAGACAGAGAGUUCGACGGUUUGAGAGGCAGAGAUGGACGGCUUUAGGUGGCGAAGACGAGAUGAACCUUAUCCGAGACUUGCCUCAGGGCCUCCGCAGAGACAUCAAACGAUAUCUUUGCCUUGAUCUUAUCAACAAGGUACCGUUGUUCAGCGGCAUGGACGAUCUGAUCCUCGACAACAUCUGCGACCGUGCUAAGCCCAUUGUCUUCUCCAAAGAUGAAAAGAUAAUCCGAGAAGGCGAUCCAGUACAGAGAAUGAUAUUCAUAGUCCGUGGCCGGGCAAAGAGGAGCCAAAGCCUAAGCAAAGGCGUCGUGGCCACGAGCACACUCGAACCAGGCGGAUACUUAGGGGACGAGCUUCUCUCAUGGUGCCUACGCAGGCCAUUCCUCGACCGUCUUCCGGCUUCGUCGGCCACUUUCGUCUGCACUGACAACAUUGAAGCCUUCAGCCUUGGGUCCGAUGAUCUUAGGUACAUUACCGAUCAUUUCCGCUACAAGUUUGCGAACGAGCGGCUCAAACGUACGGCCAGGUACUAUUCCUCGAACUGGAGGACGUGGGCCGCCGUUAAUAUCCAGUUCGCCUGGCGGCGGUACAGGAAGAGGACCAUGAGCGGCCGCGGCAGCGGUGAUAGUGGUCCGAUGAGUCAUGGGCGGGAGAAUGGCAGCGACUGUGACCGGAGGCUACUUCAGUACGCUGCUAUGUUCAUGUCGAUCCGGCCACAUGACCAUCUCGAAUAGUAAAAUAAUGAAUUUUUGGAUCCAACAUUUGUGUUGUUGUUGUUAUUUUAUCUUAUUUAUUUAUUGUAUAAACAUUGGUUGGCGGUCAUAUCUUAAUUAAUUGUGCUUUGUUUCUGAUUA
Messenger RNA from Tarenaya hassleriana, 2454 nucleotides. Its product is annotated as cyclic nucleotide-gated ion channel 2. Bases 148 to 2334 code for a protein of 728 amino acids. Lineage: Eukaryota; Viridiplantae; Streptophyta; Magnoliopsida; Brassicales; Cleomaceae. The transcript is spliced from 8 exons. The record is from RefSeq and is a predicted model, not a curated record.